UGCUGUGCUUGCUGUGCUGCGCUGUGGUAUCAUCAGCUUUGAGCCAAUUCGCGAGCCGUUAAACUCCUCUCUUUUAUCUCAACCUGCGGCCACGACGACGACGAGAAACCGGUUCAACUUCUUCUCGGGACAAACGAACUGUCAACGGUUUACUCACGACGACUAAAAAAAGAAACGACUUCGAUUGACAUCUUAGUCAUCACCUUCAGAGCGACCGACGGAUUUGCUCUGCUCUCAAAUCCAGAGGCCCAAACAAACAUCUGGGUCAACGCGUGUAUUGUGGCAAUCAAGCCUACUGACACGCAUCCCAUUGCUUACGACGACCUUCCACGAUUAACAUUACGACGAAACAUAUUCUCCAAGUGAGGUUUCAAACGGCCUCGUAAAUACCCAACGAUUGAACCAUCUCUCCUCCAGCCUGGUCACAUCUAGGCAACGACACCAUCGAUCUACCCCAUAUAACAACUUACAAAACUACAUCGUCCGACACUCAAACAUCCACCUUUAUUUCAAUAUGGCAGGCCAACACCCGCCCGCGGGCGAAUAUGGCGAGGAAUGGGCGCGAGACCUUCGAGUUCAGUUCGAGGGCUUGUUACGAGACAAGCGUAUGAACGACCUUCGAAACACAUCUCGACAAAGCUCCCCAAGCUUGGGAGAUCAAUCCCCUCACAUGCGAAGCUCGCCAUUUCCAUCCGAUAACCGACCCUCAGGAUCUCAAGGACCUGCUCUCCCAUCUUACGCCGCCCUUCGACAUCUUCCCAAGAUCCCGUCUCCUCCUGCUGCUGGUGAUCGUGAUUCUCAAAAGUUCAGAAACCUCCUUAUCAGCUUAUCAUUAACACCAACCAAAUACGAAAACCCUGGUCUGCUUGACGAGGCUUUGCAAACCAUUCCAUUGGACCGCAUCUAUGGUGAAGCCGAGGAAGAGACUCAGGUGUUGCAAGCUCAAGCUGAGAGCAUGGGCGAUGGACGAAAACCUGAGUGGGGUUAUCAAGAUUGUGUUAUUCGGGCAUUAUUAAGAUGGUUUAAGCGAUCAUUCUUUAGUUGGGUCAACAACCCACCAUGCCCAUCAUGCUUAUCUCCUACUAUCGCCCAAGGCAUGACUGCCCCUACACCUGAAGAGAGCGCUUGUGGUGCCCUUCGGGUUGAGUUGUAUCGAUGCUCUGCUCAGCACUGUGGAGCUUACGAACGCUUCCCUCGAUACGGUGAUGUUUGGCGGUUAUUACAAACUCGACGAGGACGAGUUGGCGAAUGGGCCAACUGCUUUAGCAUGCUCUGCCGAGCCGUCGGCGGCCGUGUUCGCUGGGUUUGGAACGCCGAAGACCACGUCUGGACCGAGGUGUACUCUGACCACCAGAAGCGAUGGGUUCAUGUGGACGCUUGUGAGGAAGCAUGGGACAACCCUCGUCUCUAUGCCGAGGGCUGGGGCAAGAAGAUGUCUUACUGCAUCGCCUUUUCUAUUGACGGCGCUACUGACGUUACUCGACGAUAUGUUCGCAAGAAUCAACACGCUUCUGAGCGUAAUCGAUGCCCCGAGGAGGUUCUUCUCUAUGUUAUGCAAGAGAUCAAGAACAUGCGUCGCUCCAACAUGAACAAGGACGAGCGCUUCCGAUUAGAGAAGGAAGACACCCGGGAGGAUAAGGAGCUUCGAGGCUACGUUGUAGCUUCGAUUGCACAGGCCGUGACCGAUCUGGUCCCCGGCUCCCCUGGUGGAUCGAACCACACAACCGCCAGUGGAAGCGAUACCAAGUUGCCUGCUGAGCAACCUGGCCGACAAACUGGCACUUCUGAGUGGUUGACUGCCCAACAACAACAAUCUCACAGUCGAUAUCAACAACCCCGCGAUCCUAGCCACCGACGACCCUUGCCUUGAGAGCUGCGCGCAUCUAUUGCGACUCUUUCAUAGGCACUGCAAACAAUCAGUGCGAAUAUGUAUUGCUACUUGAUUGAUGACCGUCACCACCAGUCAUUAUCACUCGCCAUGGGGACCGACUUUAUAAUACCCACACCCAUGGUUUACUACGAAUUAAAACCGAACACCUCGAUGAAAGUAUCACGGUCUCAACCACACGAUAUCCCAUGAUACCAUCCUUUCGAUGAUCUUACGGCCACAAACCAAUAUUCCCUUCAUGUCUAAUACUAUACAUCUUUGACAGCCAUAGCAUAGACUCGGCGUUGAACCAUUUCAAGGCAGCAGCCCUUUGACGGCCUGUGCCAGUAUCCACCAUACCAAACCAAUCUGUCUUUUCAUUUCUUUUGUUUUUUCUCUUUGUAUAGGGGGCGCAUAACGGUGGGGCAUACAUGUACCCUCAGGAGAGCAGGGACGGGUUGGUCUUUAGCUCUGGGGCGUUUGGCUGGGUUCCUUUUUUAGGCUAUCAUGAGCGAGUAUGAAGCCAGGCAAAAGAGAUGGAUCAGAUCAGUGGAUGAACAAGAUAGGAAAAAUCAAUGCCACAGUGCAAUCCUUUCUUUCCAAGUUGUUAUCUUUGUGCGCGAAUGUG
This is a messenger RNA of Fusarium graminearum PH-1, 2495 nucleotides long. RefSeq names its product PNG1 protein. Gene Ontology annotation, molecular function: peptide-N4-(N-acetyl-beta-glucosaminyl)asparagine amidase activity. Bases 515 to 1870 code for a protein of 451 amino acids. Gene Ontology annotation, cellular component: cytosol; nucleus. Lineage: Eukaryota; Fungi; Ascomycota; Sordariomycetes; Hypocreales; Nectriaceae. The record is from RefSeq and is a predicted model, not a curated record. The transcript has 2 exons. Gene Ontology annotation, biological process: protein quality control for misfolded or incompletely synthesized proteins; protein deglycosylation; glycoprotein catabolic process.